GGUUACUAAGGGUCAAACAACUGUUUGAGCGGUGAUUGCGUUUCGUUGACUAUUUUUCUGGGGCAAAUCGAUAGAAAUUGCAUCAGGCGAGAGUUCCCUGGGGGAAAGCGCUCAGUAUUGCCCUAUUAGAGCCUUUUGAAGGACAUUGAGGGGCUUGUCUUUUGCUGAUAUCCCCGUAUUUCGAUGUUGCGUCGUGUGUUGUCUGAAGAGGAGGGGCGUCACCACCCCAAGGCCAAGCAACAAAAAUCAUGUCGAUCUGCCUGCUGGUCCGGUCUUGUGGACGGAGUGUAGGCGUGUUUGGUGCGGCUGGAGUCCGUGCCAUGUCCGGUAGCGCGACCGUGGAGGCGCCGCUGUACGAGCGGUGGACGGAGCUGUGUUCUCGGGACAGAAUCCGGACGACCGAGGCGCGCCAGGAUUGGUGGCGGGUUGUCAAGGCUAGAUACUGUGAACCAUGGCGCUUCUAUCACAACUUGUCCCACAUCUACAGUAUGUUUCAGCACUUUGACAGGCACCAAGACAAAAUACAAAACAGGAAUGCUGUGGCAUGGGCUAUUUUCUUCCAUGAUGUUGUCUAUGAUGCCAAGGCCUCGGACAAUGAAGCCAGAAGUGCAGAAAUGUUCCACCACUUUGCCACUGAGAAUCUGCAAAAGCCGCCUGACUGUAUCCGUGAGACAGAGAGGCUCAUCAUGCUGACUAAGGAGCAUGUUACAGAGGAACACAGGCACAAGGACAGAUAUGGCACAAAAGAUGAGCACUACUUUUUGGAUUUUGACAUGUCUGUGUUGGGCUGGCCUGAACAAGAUUAUGAUGUGUAUGCAGAACAGAUCAGACAGGAGUAUGUUCACAUUCCUCUGGACCAGUACAAGGAGAGAAGAGCAAUGUUUCUAAAGAAGUCGAUGUCAGAAACAGCCAAUAUCUUCAGUACCAAAGAGUUCCGGGAGCAGUUUGAGAAACAGGCCAGACAGAACAUGAAUCGGGAGAUCCAGCACCUACAGGCCAUCCAGGUCACCUUAGGUCUGGAGCUGCCUGCACGAUGAGCUGAGGGGUCAAGUCACGCUAGGUCUAUAGUUACCUGCAUGGUGAGCUUGGAUCGGAUACAGUAGACUUUCAGGUCCAAAAAGGUACCUUACUUGAUGUGGUAAGGGGGCAUUAUGUAACAUUUUUCACCAAAAAUUAAAAUAUUUUAAUUGAAAUAAUCUUUGUGUGAUUGUAAUGUACUUCCACUUUUCAGCAUAUUUGUGCAAUUAUUUCAGAUUUCUGACACUUAUGGCUUAAUAAAACAGCCCACACCUGACACUCAGUUUGUGGUGCCACCACAAACUGCCAGAAUGUAAACAAACAUGGCUGACAGCUAUGUUUCCAGCUUUCACACACACUUGUUAGGCAUCAUAUUUUGGCAGUUAUAUUUCCUGAAUUAUUGUUGAUUCAACUUAAAAGAAAUGACCAGUUUACUUCUUAUAUCAUCCUAUAUAUAUUGUUACAUAAUACAGCCUUACGUGUUAAUACUGCAAUACCCUAUAGUUAGGUGGAAAGGAACAAUACAGUGUUUGUAUAGGCAAUUGGUUACUUUCUGGCUAAUAGGCUAAUUGUUAAGAUAAUUAACAUGCUUAUAAGGGCAUAACACAACAGUAUAAUUACUGUUGACAGAUAUGCAAAUUGCUAAACAUAGAUGGUACAAAUAAUUGAAUUGUAACUGUAUGUCUAUAAAUACAAAGCUGUAGCUAAUGUUAAGGCUUACCAGUACAUGUAUGUAAGAAGUGCUUAAAAGAAUAGUGCUAUGUACUCAAACUAAUUGUCAGCAUGAAAGUUCAACAGUGUUAGUAGUAUGUUAACUUAUGGAAGUAGGGAAGACAUGUAAAUAUGGACGAUCUAUGCAAACAAUAUUAAUUUUUCUACACUUGGUCAGCCAGCUUGUUGGUUGUUAAGGUGUUGUUGAUAAGAUGUUGACUUAGGUGUUACAUGUAUUUAUGCACCAAAUAAUCUGAACAAAAUAUGUGCUUAUCAACUUAUAUUAAGUUGUUGCCUAUGAAUGUUAUCUUUUCGUUUAAUUGUGCACUAUUGUUGAGCUGUCUACUGUGCACUGUAUAAAUGAUCAUGGUGUUAUUAUAAAGGUGAGAUUGGGUCAUUUUGAGUAACAUAUAUUCAAGCCCUUUAAGUGCAUUAUUACUGAUGCAUGAUGUCCUCUUAGGUGUUAUGCAAUGGUGCAUGGAUAUGGUGGUUCUGAGAUUGUGCAAAGACUUACCAAAGAGAAGAUAUGUAGAAUAAAAUAUCAAUUAUGAUAA
Messenger RNA from Branchiostoma belcheri (Belcher's lancelet), 2282 nucleotides. RefSeq lists its product as uncharacterized. The transcript has 7 exons. The coding region runs from base 249 to 1037 and encodes 262 amino acids. The record is from RefSeq and is a predicted model, not a curated record. Lineage: Eukaryota; Metazoa; Chordata; Leptocardii; Amphioxiformes; Branchiostomatidae.